CAGAGUGUGUGUGUGUGUAUGUGUGUGCGCCGGCGCUAUGUUUGUGAGGCAGAGAGUUGCGUGCGAAGAGCUCGACAUGUCAUUCAGAGGAAUCCGCCACCUGAAACGCGAGGAAGUGAAGGCGACUCAAUUGGGUAUAAAGAAUCAACCAACAUCUGCCUCGAGCAGUGCAAAGCUGAUGAAAACAUCAGCUCAGAGCUCGCGCGCGACCUCAACCAUUUUAUUUGAUUUCCAUUGGACCUAUUCGCUGGAGUCGGUGCACCCUGGGAGACGCAUCUUUUAUUUUUAUUUUCUAUUUUUUAUUUAUUUUUUAUUGCAAUUGAAGCGAAUGUUACUCAUCUACCCAAACUAUUGGAAAUAACUGAAGAUAUUUUAGGUUAAUCCUUUAAUAUCGCACCUGUUACCUCCACGGAGCGCAAGAUCAUGAUCCCGCCGGGGGACUGCAUGUAUGCGGGCAGAAAGAGGAGGAAGCCCAUCCAGAAACAGAAGCCUUCCUCUGCCAAUGAGAAAACCAACCCGUCCAAGCGACACCGGGACAGGCUGAACGCUGAGCUGGACCGACUGGCCAGCCUGCUGCCAUUCCCCCCUGAUGUCAUCUCCAAACUGGACAAGCUAUCCGUGCUGCGGCUCGCAGUUUCCUACCUCCGUGUGAAAAGUUUCUUCCAAGCGACUCAAGAGAAGACCUCCAGAAAGCAGAUGAUUGGCUCCUCCAACCCCGACCCCAGAAAAGAGAGCCUCUCUUUAGGCGCCACCAUCAGUGAGAGCAACCUCCUCUUGGAGUCUCUGACAGGUUUCGCCUUGGUGGUGAGCAGUGAUGGGAUGGUUUUUUAUGCUUCUUCAACUAUUGUGGACUACUUAGGAUUUCAUCAGACUGACGUGAUGCACCAAAAUGUCUUUGACUACAUCCACAUAGACGACCGCCAGGAGUUCAGACGCCAGCUCCACUGGGCCAUGUGUCCUCCACAGCACCAGGGGGCGCCUGCACAAGAAAGCCAACAAGCAUCAGCAGCUGGCGAGGACUUCGUAGUGAGCAGCCUGUUCAACUCUCCGGAGGCGGGAGAAAUCUCCCCAGAGCUCUCCUGCUUUCUCAACAGAUGCUUUAUAUCCAGAGUCCGAUGUCUCUUGGACAGCACCUCUGGGUUCUUGACUAUGCAGUUCCAGGGUCGGCUAAAGUUCCUCCACGGUCAGAAAAAGAAGACGGCCUCCGGGGUGUUAGUGCCGCCCCAGCUGGCUCUGUUCUGCAUCGCUGUACCGCUUUUGCUGCCCUCCAUCGCUGAGAUGAAAGUGAAAAACAUUUUAAUGCGGGGAAAGAGCAAGGGAGGAGGGAUUAUCUCAGCAAUGGAUCAAAGUGAGCGUGGAGAGCACCUACGGAGGCACUCCUUAAACGGAGGGAUGGGUGACACUUCCGACCCCGUCCUCCUCUCCUGUCCCAGUAUGGGGGCUAACCAGCGAGGCCACCACACUUCCUGGAAUACCGUCGGCAAAGACAAUCACAAAUACCACCCUGACGGCUACCUUAACCAGGAGGAGCCCCUCAACUACUGCAAGUCCUCCAUGGCGGCUCACAAAGGUCUGCAUGCUGGUAUGGGGGGAGGCUGGCCUUUGCAGCAGAACUCGGGUCCUCUGAGAGGGGGCCAGGGCUGCAUCCCCACGAACCGCCUGAACCGGGCCGGUCAGUACGGAAGGCCCUAUCGGUAUUCUCCGAACUGUCACAACAGUAGAAGCAACGAGGUCUUCAUCUCCAAGCUCUACGAGAACGUCCAGCUCCCGACAGAUCCGGACGCUUUCUGCGUAGACCUGGUGAAGAGCGAGAGCGACUACGCAGAAUGCUACGACCGGCAUCUGAUGCCUGCCAUGCAGCCCAUCAAGGUGGAGCACGACUCGGACUCUGAGAACGGAUGCGACGUCUACGGGCAAACCUGGGCUACCCGCGACCACGUACCCAUUGACCGGCGCUAUGGCAACGGCUUUUACGACCCCAGCUCUGGCUUGCAACUCAAAUCUGAAGCAGAUUACUAUGAGCAGCAGUAUUCGCCGUGUCAGCGGGGAAAAUUGGGGAUCAGCCCUCCGUACAGCAACUAUCCAAACUAUGCAGUCAACAACGGCGGGGGCGCGGCUCCACGCCUGCCGAAAUGCGACAAAGACUUGAGUGACUCCAGCCACUACAGUCCCCAAAGACUUUCCCACUCAGAUUCUCUAUGCAACAACCAAUCGAUCAACCCCAUGGACCCCCACAUCUACCCACAGAACCCCAACAAGACCUACAUGCACCCAGACUACAACAAGCACGGCCCCUACGAGUUCAAAGGUCACGGUCGGAUCCAUUCAAUCAAGCGCGAGCCCAUGGACUCCCCGCCGUGGUCUGACAGCGGCCCUGACAUGAACAACUCCAUCAUGGUCGGAGCGAGGAACGUUAUGCCGUGUGUGAUGAGCACGGGGCACCAGAGGUCCAGCCCCUACAUGUACAUGCCAUGAGAGCAACCAGACCGCCACGCUCCUCUGCUCUGAGGGCUCAAAGGCUUUAACUGACGGGGCAUCUGUCCUGUUUUGGGACGUUCUUAGUUUGCAUAUCUGGAAUAAUACAUGUUUCAACACUUUUUUUAUACAGUUUUCAUCACUCUGCCUAUACUCUUCAACCCUCCGUUGUCUCACGGUGGGAAAAACAGCAAGAAUACAAGAGAAGAGCUCUUAUGUUUCUGUCAGUGGCUUUAGCACACAGACCAGCAACCUCAAUUGUGUGUUUUCACACACAACAUCAGCUUUUAGGAAACUUGUUUUUUUAUUUAAACUAUUGAUGUCAUUAAAAUGCAAUUUAAACUGAAACUUCCUUAGUUUGAUACAUGGAAAAGGUAGUUUUUUUUAACCCUUAUAUUGGUCAAAAUCUGCCUAUUUUUACACUUGAAAAUGGGUCAAAUUUGACCCAAAUACAAAAUAUGGUUAAGAUUGUAAGAAAAUCAGGAGUAAAAACAAUUAUAUAGAUCUUUGUUUACGACAUCUAGUAUUGAUUGGCUCACAGAGUGGAUGAAAUCUCCUUUAAUGCAGCUUUUUGAAUCAUUUUGACAGAAAAAAUGCUUUUCUUUUGUUUUCAAUGUCAGCAUUACUGAUUUAACUAACCUUCACCCUUAGAAACACUAGUUGAGUGAAAACCCCUUAAUGACAAUCAAGAAAAGUUGGUUUUGGAAUGGAAUUAAAGGACGUUGAAUUAUGAGUGGAAUCAAUUAAAUAGAACUGAAAGAGGCUAAAGAGUUUUUUUAAUCCUGUCCUCAUGAAGGGAUUUUAACUUUGUGCAGAUACACAAAAGUUACCCCACCCCAAUAUAUGCUCAAUAUGCAAGCAUACUAAUGUGCAUUGAAAUGCUUUGUCCUAUCCUUUUCACAUGCGUACCAGCAUAACAAGAUAAAAGCUUUUCAUCGGAACGUUCUCCAGGAUUUCCAGGACUUCUUCUGCAAAGAAAAAGUCUCCCAGAGGCUCAGGUUCAGAUUUAGUCUUCUGACAAUCAAAAUUGUCCAGUUUAUGGAUAUGAUUUAUUUUUUUAUGGUACACAAGUGGUCGACUUCUGCCAGCACUUUUGGGUUUUUCUAGCUGCAUGAUGUUCAAUUAGCUUCCAGGGAAAGAAUAGGCAGACUUUUGUUGGGCAAUAACCCGUUGUAGAUCAUCAGGAAGUGAUCUAAUCACCAAAUUAAGCAUUUUUGAACGUACUUGGCAGUCAGUGUUAGCAAAAUAAGAGUAGCUUCCAAAAAUAACUCCUCCACGACUUCUUUAUAUCCAAGAAAAAACAAGGAUUUCCAACUUUAAUUGAUUUUAGACACAAAAAAGACUCUAAAAGAAGCCAAAAAAGCAACUCUUUCAAAAAAUAAAUCAAAUGUUCAAGAUUAACUUAUCACCUAGAAACUAUUUUACUACGUUUUUUUGUCCAACUUUGGGUCCGCCCACCAGCUGAUCAAAAAAUUAAAAAAAAUCCCCCAGUUAUGCACAAUUUUAAGCUCUAAUGAAACUGAGAUACCCCUCACACAUCCCUACCACGGCUGAAAAGAGAGCAAUAACCAUCAAAAGAGGUUUUUGUGACAAGGCACAUCAUAAGUUUGUCUUUUUAGCUUCAGCACUGAGGGCAAAUGGGUCCUAAUUAAAACCAUGGUCAUUUGAGGAACUGCAGCAUUCGGCAAUCCCAGAUUCAUUUUAAAGAAUGUGGGUUAAUCUCAUGGGAUUCAAUCAUAUAAAAGCUCUGAUAAAUUGUUAAAGAAGAAAACAAAAUGUAGCAUCAAAAAUAAGAAAUGUGGAGCUAAAAACCUGACAUGAAAACAUGAAAUCCUAAUAAAAAUAACCAAAUGAAGCUUAACUUCUUUAAAUAAUUGACUCUUUAAAUUUAGUCUGUUGUUGCAUUAAAUAAUGUUAAGCUAAAGCAAAAGUCAACCAGUUUAUAAAAACAUAUUUUUAAAUUAAAAAUAAUUUUUGAUAUCACUUCACUUGUAUAAUUUGUCAGUGAGAAAGAUUAUGCAUUUCAUUUCCAAAAGCUACUGCUGUAACAAUUUUUACAUUUUAAAAACCAAUUUUAUUAUAUUUUUACAAAAUUUACAAAUAGAAUUUAAUAAUAAAAAGUCCAACAUUUUCAAAACUUACAAAUUCUAAUAUUCUUUAAAUUGUCUUUUAUUUUGAGAUAAAUUUACAUUUUAAAAUCCCCAUUUAUCUUUGCUCUCAUUUCAAUACUUCUUUUACAUUACAUGACAUUUCCGAAAAUAUUUUUUACAUUUAAAGUUUUCUACGCUUGAAAAUUGCAUGUUUAUGUGGAUCAUGAAUUAAAAUCAGUUUUCAAAUAAUUGAAAUGUAUUUGUUUUGCACAGCAAAAUAUUAGGUCAAUACUAAUGGGUUUUUACAUUUGUGUCUUAAAACAAGAUUUUUCCUUUUUUAUUGACAAACGAGCUAUUCAUGUCUUUAUUCUCAAUUUGAUUUGAUUUUUAAAAAUAUUACUUAACACAAUUUAUUGCAACAGAUAUCCAAAAGAAAGUUAUAAAUAUUUGAAAAAUAAGUUAAAAAAAAAUAAAAAAAACAACUGCAUUUGCUCACUCUGGCCCAGCGCUGACUUUUUCUCCACACAUUAAAAUAAUUUUAGGUGUAAAAAAUUUGAUUUCACAGGUUGAAAUUUUCCUGAGAAUUUCUGUCCUAAAACUUCUGGUAUAAACAGAGAUCCUUUUAGCUUUAAUCCAAACUUAUUUUGUGCAGAUUAGAUUAUGGCCAGAUCAAUGCGAUGCAGAAAGCUCCUCCUCUUUCAAGUCUAAGAAAAACAUCUGAACAAAAAACACUUGGAAUAUAUUAUACAUUAUACCAUGUCAUUGUUAUUUCUACUAUGAGCUCAUAUUGAUGGAUCAAUAAUGAUACUAAUAUUGACUCAAAACAUUGCAGAGCAAAACCUCCCCUUGUCCCGCUGUAGCUCCGCCCCUUUUUCUGGGCCAGACUGAGUGACAGCAGGAAGUAAAACUCAAAAAGAGCAGAUCGUCAGUAAAUGUGAGAUCCUCUCUGCUGUGUUUGAAAGAUUUUGCUCCUAACAUUUAAAAACAAUGAAGUCAGUUGGUCUUUUCUUAAACCCCUUUUCAAAAGUUUGAUUAAAGAUUUUUUUUUCUGUGAAAAACAAAGACAUUUCAACAUUCCAAUUGGGGGGCAUGGUGGUAGUGGGUUAAUGAUUUGGAGUUGUGUUACAUUGACAGUUUAGGCAAUAGAAAGAUUUAUGAAAAAUGGAGGAAACUGAAUAAUGGCAUAUGACAGCAGUUAGCAGAAAGGCUAGACCACAAAUAGAUUCAAAUAAAACUUUAUUAACUUGUCAACAAAUAUACAACAAUGCACAACAAUGCAAAAAAAACUCACAAUGCAGAGAAAAUAUAUGAUCUACUGUCAUUAAAGUUAGAUUAACAGGGUGCUAAAUUUUGGUGUGAUAACUGAUCUGCAACAAGCAAUGUAUGGAAGUUGGAUUUUCUCUUUUUUAUUGUUUUUUAGUUUUUUUUCUGCAUGAGACACAUUUCUGUAAACCUACAAAACUCCAGAAAAAGUCAGUUGGUUUGAUGGCCUGACCUUGUUGCCGCUUUACUGUUCAAAAAUGUUGUUUCUAACAUUUGGUUUUAAAAUCUCUCGCGCAAACAGAGAUCUCUUAAACUUUUAUUUAUGUACAGAUUAGAUGAUCACAGAUUAAGGCCAGACCAAUCCAUCUCACCACAUUUGUUUUGAACCUUCACCUCUCUUGUGUUUUCAAACAAGAUCCUGCGUCUUUUCGUCAGUAUUUUUUUGCACAAAUGAGUUGAAAACACAGAAAAGUCUCAGUUCUGUGAAGCCACUGUUGUAGCUUCUAAAUUGCACUACUGGGAACAGUUCAGUUGAAGAUCUUUGGCUUAGUACCCAGAAAGGACUCGACACGCACAACUGUACAGUCUCACUGUUCUAGAUUUGUCUUUUUUUGUGUUUGUGUGUGUGCUCAAGUCGGUAAAUGUUUAUUUGUAUUUAUUAUACAAGGCAAAAGUGUCUAAUUUAAAAAGUACAGUUUCAAAGGCUUCUGUUUUACUAACAUAAAUAAAAAUGGCUGUUUUUUCCCUCUUCAAUAUCUUUUUAAUAAAGUUGAACUCAUGGAGGAAGGUAGCAAACGGUGUAAAUAUGCAGCGUCUUCCGAUGUUUCUACUUAUUUUUUUUUGCAAAUGGAACUUAUCUAUUAAAGACCGUCUUUAUAUGUUCAACCUGAGUGAAGUGCUGAUCUUUUGACAAGAUGAAUGCAUCCAUGCAUGGUUUUUAUUGUUCCCCACAACAUCUUUGUCUCCUUACUCUACCCACUCGUCCACAGUGGUCAAUAAUACAUGGAGCAGAACAGGAUCCAGAGUAUCUGCGGCCACAUU
Molecule: messenger RNA, 6869 nt
Organism: Oryzias melastigma (Indian medaka)
Lineage: Eukaryota; Metazoa; Chordata; Actinopteri; Beloniformes; Adrianichthyidae
Gene: ahrra
Product: aryl-hydrocarbon receptor repressor a
Exons: 9
Coding region: 424-2475 (683 amino acids)
Biological process (GO): regulation of transcription by RNA polymerase II
Cellular component (GO): aryl hydrocarbon receptor complex; nucleus
Molecular function (GO): nuclear receptor activity; protein dimerization activity; transcription cis-regulatory region binding
Source: RefSeq, a predicted model, not a curated record